Lepisosteus oculatus (spotted gar) is the source of this 8270-nucleotide messenger RNA. RefSeq names its product teashirt homolog 2. The record is from RefSeq and is a predicted model, not a curated record. Lineage: Eukaryota; Metazoa; Chordata; Actinopteri; Semionotiformes; Lepisosteidae. Gene Ontology annotation, molecular function: DNA-binding transcription factor activity, RNA polymerase II-specific; DNA binding. Gene Ontology annotation, cellular component: nucleus. Gene Ontology annotation, biological process: regulation of transcription by RNA polymerase II.
AACUGAUAACUUUUAUUUUUCUCAGAUGAAAUCUUCAGCAUAGUUUUUCAAAUAUAAACAUGGUAAAGAUGUGUUUCAGUUCACUUCCUGAAAGACGCUGAAUAUAACAUACAAUGAAAAUAGGUUUUGAAGACAGUUACUAAAAAAUCAUACUACCUUUAUUGUGUAAACAAUUUCACAACCAAAAUCAUGUAUUGAUUCAUUUUUACUUAUUGAUGAAGCAAUAUUUGCCAAAUGUUCAGCAUCAUUCAGUAGAAUAAAAUAGUCUCUCAUAUUUUUAAAAUGUCUUUCAAUAGAUGUAAAAUACCUGAGUCUUGGGUGUAAUGAAACUGGUGUUUUUUUGCCUAUUUUAAUCUACGAGUUAAUUGUUUUCCAGUAUGAGACUCUACUACAAACAAUACCUUGAACUGUUUCACACUGCAUAUUAUGCAGCUGAAGUCCCAAAUUCAUUUCAAUCACUAACAUCUAAUUUCAGUUUUGAAUCAAAAACAGUUGUAGAUUCCCCAGGCCGUAGUCUGUUCACCAGGGGUUGUGCAUUUUAAUUAGCCAGGAUGCAUAAAACAUUUUGUAGCAAACCUGUGUAACUAAUAGUUGAUCCCCGUAGAUGCAGACAGGUAUAAUGUCACAGAACAAUGCUGAAAACAGUUAAGAUGUAAAUUUGGCAAGCAAAGCAGGUGCAAUUGAGGCUCAGAAAAUAGGAACAGCAUGCUGUUCACACUGUGAGUGGAUUUCAGAAAUUGCUUUUAGCAUUUUGCAAUAUGUUUAGCUUUUUUUAGCAAUGUUAAUUAAUGUAUCUGAGUUGCCCUCCUCUACAAUUCAAUACAGAACUAUAUUUCAGCAAAGGUAAGAUGAUGGGAGAGGGGUGUUCUCUACUUUUUCAAGACUUUGCCCAUCGCAAAAAAUAGUUUUACUUCAGGGGUGACCCCGGUUAACCCCUUGUAUUUGUCCACUAGUGCCUUCAUACCAUCUGGUCAUAAACAGCUCAGAAAGGCAUUUCAGUUCUAACAGGAGUUCCCUUGAGAAAUGCAUAUUAAAUUAUAUCAAGUGCCUGAAAAGCUGUCUCCUUCAAGACGAGUCAAUGCUAUAAUUUGCAGAACCACCCAGAAAAGCACCUUGCUCCUGGGUGUGUCUUCUCACAAUACAGUGGUACAUUUAGUAGUUCCUGAGUGAUAACUUCUUAAAUAAAGUGUCUUGCGUGAUUGAUUUCCUUUAUCAUUUCCUUUGAUAUCUGCAUCUACAGCUGGAAAUGAAUGCAUAAAUCUGUGUUUCCUGGUACAUUGCACAGUUAACAAGUGUAUGACAUAUUGAGGUUUUCUCCCAAAAGUCUCACAGUGGUUUAGCUGCUGUGCCGUAUGUGGAGCACAUGGGAGGAACAAAAGGUGUUUGCACUAUUUUAGCGUAGGGCACCUUACAAAUAACCCCAAACGCACACCCAGCUAGAACUGCAAUUUAGAAGCUAGGUGCCUGUAGAACACACUGAUGCGAAGAACGUUAAUCAAAACAGACAUAUGGAAAUCAAAGGACUGCCAGGAAAUACACAGAGGAUUCAACUUGGCCUAAAACCAACUAAGCUGAUGGUCCCACAAUGCAAUGCUGGACAGUUGAAGAACUUUGCUGUGGCAGCAGUGUUCAGUUUGCUACAUUAAAGACACAAUAACAUCCCAGUACAUUAAAGAUAGGCAUCGACUGCAAAAAAAAAAAAUGUCAGCAAGCAAUCUACACAGCAAUCUACACAGAGCCCCGACAACUGGAACAGAGCAGAGGUAAUACAACUGUGACAAAACAGCAAGCACAAUACCAUACUGACAUAAAGACAGGUAGCUUGGCCAUGUGAGUCAGGUUAUUCAGAAGACUGCUGAUUGAGAGAAGGGCUGUGGGCUACUGAGAGAAAGUGCCCACAGCCAGGCAGGUGAAACUAACUUCCUGGGACCCUGCACACAAAAGCUUUAAGAGAUGGGUGAGCAACCCACACAGCUGGAUGAGCCAAAUGGUUUUCUCUCGCUUAGCAUCUUUCUUAUGUUUAUAUGUAUGCCAAAGACAGAGAUGUACAGUGAAAAUACUGGACCGGAUGGGUGAUUAAUGCUUUUUUCAUAUGAUAGGUCUUUGCAUGUUGCUAAUUUUCAGAUUAUUCCGAUAUAAGGGAUGGGCAGUAUGGGGGCAUGGUAGCCAAUACACCUUCUAGGCCCUGGAUUUGAUUCUGGACCUGAGACCCCUCUAUGUGGAAUUUGCAUGUCCUCUCUGGGUGUCUGGGUGGGUUUUGUCUAGGUGUCCUGGAUUCCUCUCGCGUUCCAGAUACACAUUGGUUAGGCUGACUGGUGUCUUUAGAUUCUUCUUGUGUGCCUGCUAAUAUGUCAGCCAGAUGGAUUAGUGCACAAGGCAUAUUCCACCCUAGUGCCUGAAAUAUGCACAACAAACCCCAGGUUGCAGCAACCCUUACCAGGAUUUAAUUGCUUGCUGACAAUGGAAUUGCUAUCCCUAGCACGUUUUCUAAAAACUUCACUAUCAAAAUAUAUUUUUUUAUGACCUGUUUCUGGACAUUUCUUUAAUUUACCGUUCUUAGGGAUUACUACGUGAAAUGGUGUUUCUGAGGCUGAAUAAUAGUAAACUGUAUUUUGUGCAGCAGCUUCAAAAGCAAUCAGAAUCCCAAAGCACCUUCAAAUCCAUAAAAAAAAAACAUUGCACAAAAACAAAUUUUGAAGAAAAUCAUGAAGCAGGUCACGAAAUUAGAAUGUAGAAGAAAAAAAAUUAAAUCAGGAGGGAAAAAAAAACUUGUAGAAAAGUAACUCUAGGGAUUAAAGCACGACUCCCUGGUAUCUUUCGGUACGGGUUUACGGGCAAUAGCAUGAAGACCUUUCAGCCAGCUCCGUGCUCGCUUCCACGCACUCUCCUGAACACCUUUCAUCGUUUUUCCACUUCAUUAAUUUUGGCCAGACAUGAAAAACAAAAACAAUGCUUGCUAUGACAUCUCGGUCACUAUUUGUAGCUAAUACACUGCACUUAAUUACAAGCUACAGAUUUUGAAAGCCUUGGUGUCUUCCCCUUUUGUAUACUUUACAGAGGGAAGCGGCCAUGCCCGUUCAUCCCCGUCAGAGGUGGGUUAAAUAAGUUGGACUUGGUUUCGACACCGACUGUACAACAGCUCCAGAACGGUGCACGCUCGCAAAUAUCAUGUAAGAGAAUCGGGUUGUGUGAGGGCCUGUCAGUUUGAGCGGAUUUCGUACACAGUGUGUUAAAAGCUGACAGACAGGUAUGGCUGGGGUGGAUUCAGAGCAAUGAUUGAUAAACGUGGGUUCAGCUGGAGUUCAAGAGGAGCUUUAGACACAGCUAAUGACUGACAGCUGUGUGUUGCAAAGGAGUAAUCAGGGAAUAUUAAAUUAACCCGGUAACAAAGUGGAAUGAGGGUUUUCCUCUUCGUUUUACAACUUAAUCCUGGCGUGUGCAGUCUCGUCGGGAACAUGGUUAAGAAGUGCAGUUUUUAAGCGUUACAAAUGUAGUUUAACUUUGAACUCAAACGACCUGAGAAAGAGAAUCCGUUAUACAUAUAAUAGCGUGAACCAAGCGCAGAGCGACCUAAGGUUCAGAUUGUGACUGCAAUUCAAAGACAUCUCCUGCCGCUUUCAGUCUGAUGCAGUAAAAUAUAUCUUUGCAUUCGUGUUCUCCACUAAUGGUUAGGUUUUUCACAUUUUGUCGCCAAAGGAUAACACUUUAUGGGUGAGGCUUUGCAUAAUUCUAAACAAUGCCCUGAACUUCACACGCUCCGCUCCUGAAACAGCGCCUGUACAAGUAAUGAAAUUGAAAUAUUACAUAUUUAUUACAUCAGAGGAGAACGCGAGCAUUGCACCAUGUCUUUAAAUGGUAAACUUCAAUGGGAAUGAUCUGUCUGGAUUGAUUGAUUUGCAUACUUCUGUUUGCUCCUUUUACUUCUUUUUCGCUUGCUGUUGAAAAUCGAGCGAAUCACGUUUGCAGUGAUUUGUAACUCAACAUUGUGUAUUUACACCGUAACUAAGGCUUUUAGUUUUAACAUAACGGAGAUUGCAACUGGAUCACGUACAGCAGAUAUGUGGGAAAACAGCAUCCCGAUACCUUUUGUACUUAAAAUGAAAGCAAGUCGUUUUUUUAAAAAAAAAAACAACUCUUCGCGUUAGCCCAAUUACACGUCUCAAGGCUGGUGCUACAACAAAACCAUUAUGUACUUCGAAGGUUUUUUUUUUUCCUUUCACACCAUUUUGUAUUAGUGACUGUACAGUCAGAAAUACUAAAACCGGCAGUGAGCACGUGUGACGGUCAUUUCUCAUAAUAACACAACAACGUAUGACAUGGUAAAAAAAAGGUUUGUUUACAGUCGUGUAAGCACGAAAGCUGGAAAGAGAAAUAACCGUUAUAUGUCCGUCCACGGUCCCAAACAAAAUGGAAAUCUGAUGUUUCAGUCUUGAGAUCGGUGAAGGCGAAAAUGCGGUCUUGUAGUAGUGGACACUUCCUCCAUCCGUCUUCCUACAGCGUCAGGUUUAAAUAACAUUAGUUUCUACAGCGUGCAGACUUUGUAAUAUGUGUAUUUCUUGCCCAACUACCUCUCGCACCGCAGCAAAGCAGCACUUCCACAAAGUUUAUAAAAAUGGAACAGAGGAUCUCUGUUUCUUGCUUGCGCUCUCUCCGAUCGCUGUCUCUUUAAUAAGCUUGUGGUUAUCUAGUGUAACAAAUGUCUCGCUGCCAUCAUCAAGUCCAGGCGAGGAGGGAGGAGUUUUUAAUGUUCAGUUUGUUCUGUGGAUCGAUGUUUGCUGGCAUCGCCUCACCCUGCCUGUGCUGUGUGAAUGUUAUAGUAUUACAUCCAAGCACUCCACUCUGUCCUUUCUUUACAUGUAUCACACACACAGAGAGAGACUGGCAUCUGUCAGCAAGCGCUCCCAGCUUCGCUUAGCAAAAGGAGAAACAAUCCGCCAUAGAUCGGGGAACAUUAAAAACACCAAAAAGGGCUCCGAUCUCUGAUCUGCUUUUUGUCCCCCCCCCUACACCCCCUUCUUUUCUUCAGUCAUUUCUGAUACUGGAUUAAAGGAAAGACCAAGAGUGCCGAGAUCAAAAGAGAGGCUCUUUCCGUUCUGUAUGGACUAUCUGAGACCGCAUACGCAUUUUACCUGGGCAGAGUCAACGUGAGCUGCGAAGGUGCAAAGAUGCCAAGGAGAAAACAACAAGCUCCGAAACGGGCAGCGGUGUACGUGCCAGAGGAAGAUAUCAAUCUCAGAGAGACUUCUGCGGGGGAUGAAGGAGAAAAUGACUCUCCGCCUGAAGAGAAGUGCCAUGACAAAGCCAGCGCAGAAGAGCCCGAGGAAAAGGAGACCGAUAACAAAAGCAGUUACAGCUACCAGAACUCGCCAGUGAGCGCUGCCUCCAAUCAGGAAGCCGAGUUAGAAUCUCGUCUCAGUGAUGCCAGUGACAGGCUGUCCGACUUCAAGAGCAUCUCCCCAUCAGGAAGCCAGAAGGACGAGGACACCAAGAGUCUGAAACUCAAAGAUGAGAUGCAAAAUAGCUUGGAAAAAAUGAGAGCAGCCUAUGCCAACUUCCUCUCAGAUUCCUACUGGUCAGGAAUUGGGCUGGAUCUGAAGGUGGGUGCCAACUCUGGCAAAGGGAGCUGUGACAGCACCAAUGGCAGCACCAAGAGUGACUUUGACUGGCACCAAGACGCUCUCUCAAAAACCCUGCAACAAACUCUUUCUCCAAAGCCUGCCUCCAAGCCAAACCUUUUCAGCUCUGUCCAUUUAUACAGGCAAAACAGUAAAACGUGCGGGACGGUUUUCACUGGGGCUAGUCGUUUCCGGUGCAGGGAGUGCAGUGCGGCCUAUGACACUCUGGUGGAGCUGACAGUGCACAUGAACAAGAGCGGGCACUAUCAAGAUGACAACCACAACAGACAUGGCAAUGCCUCCACAUCCUGCUCCAAGACAAGGAAAAGGAACCUGCAAGACAUGGAAGGGAAGGAAGAUGCUCAGAAAGUUCUCAAGUGCAUGUUUUGUGGUCACUCUUUUGACUCCCUCCAAGACUUAAGCGUCCACAUGAUAAAAACUAAGCAUUACCAAAAAGUGCCUUUGAAAGAACCCAUUCCUGUUAUUGCAUCCAAAAUAGUCCCCCCAGCAAAGAAACGGGCUUAUGAAGCCACUAGGCCAUGUUCACCUGAUUCUACCACAGGGAUUUCUGGAUAUACUGACUCUAGGGCAUCAGGCUUUCACAAUUCCCACAACCGGUAUGGAUAUCAGAAUGGUGCUAGCUAUACCUGGCAGUUUGAGACAUGCAAAUCUCAGAUUUUAAAGUGCAUGGAAUGUGGGAGCUCACAUGACACUCUUCAGCAGCUGACCACUCACAUGAUGGUUACAGGCCACUUUAUCAAAGUUACAAGUUCGGCUUCCAAAAAGGGCAAGCAAUUAGCCCUUGAUCCCCUGGCCGUAGAAAAGAUGCAGUCUCUUGCAGAGCCCCCAGUAAAUGAGACUCAGUCUGAUCCUGAGGGUGCAAAAGCAUCACCAAACAGCUUUGAAUUGGGAGAGACCGAGAUCCAGAAAGAAAAAGGACCAGAGACAACAGGCAACAAGACAGAAGAAAAGGAUGGGAAAGAUGGCAAACAGGAAACUGGGGAACAAAAAUCAGGGGAAGCAUCUUUUAAGUACCCUUACCUGCGAGAAGAAGACCUUGAGCAAGAAUCUGAAGGAGGAGGUGAUAUAUUGAAGUCUUUGGCCAAUACAGUUGCCUCAGCAAUCAAUAAAGCUCAGACUGGGACACCUAGCUGGAGUGCCUAUCCCAGCAUUCAUGCUGCAUACCAGCUUUCUGGAGUGAUGAAGAACUCCAACCUUCCAGUCUCUCAGCCAAUACAACUGAAGCAGGCAUUUAACAACAGGUUGAGGCCAAUAGCCCCAAAAGGGAAAUUUUAUCAGGCCGCCCCAGGUAUCGAGUCUUUUGCAGGUCAUCUCCAUAAUGUGGAAAUCAAAAAAGAACAGAGCAGCCCAUCUGAUGAUAAAGAGGCCCAAAUUGGAACAGCUGACCAGAAAGCCCCUGCUGAGAGUGAUGUCCAGAACGAAUCUUCUGUUUCUACACAGGCAGAUAAGGACAGUGUGAAAGAUAGUACUGAAACAAUGAAGGGGAACCUCACUCCAGAUUUCUCAGAGGGAAACAAGAAAUCACCCAGCCCUCCUGCUAGCAAUGGAGGUGGCAAUGUGUCAGCACUUAUCAAUGACUCUCCUGAGAUGCUUGGCGUAAACCCACUAAGUGCUUUGCAGUCUGUUUUGAACAAUCAUCUGGGAAAAGCUAAUAAGCCCUCUCAUCCCCGACCUGAGGCCACACUCACUGCAAGUACUCAAGCCAUGUUCUCCAAACUGAGCAGAAGCUUGGAGAAACCUGCCUUGGCACUCGUCCCCCCCAGAGCCAGCAGUCUUAACAGCUCCUUUCUGUUCGAGAGCAAUGACCAGCCCAUUGACUUGACAAAGUCAAAGAGCAGCAAAACGCAGGCCACCUCCCGGGUUCAAUCUUGCACUCCAGUGCCCCAAAAACAUGCCCUGUCUGACAUUGCUGACAUGGUCAAGGUUCUUCCAAAAGCCACGACGCCAAAACCUCCAAUGCCUUCAAGGAUGCCUUCCAUGAAACUUGAAACAGAUGUGAGACGCUUUGAGGACGUAUCAGCAGAGGUGUACUCAGUACACAAGAGAAAGGGGCGGCAGUCGAACUGGAACCCUCAACACCUCCUCAUCCUGCAAGCUCAGUUUGCCUCCAGUCUCUUUCAGACAUCCGAAGGCAAGUACCUACUGUCUGAUCUGGGUCCUCAGGAACGCAUGCAUAUCUCCAAGUUCACCGGGCUUUCCAUGACCACAAUUAGCCACUGGCUGGCAAAUGUCAAAUAUCAGCUACGAAAAACCGGAGGGACCAAGUUCCUGAAGAACAUGGACACUGGGCAUCCCAUCUUUUACUGCAAUGACUGUGCAUCUCAGUUCAGGACACCUUCGGCAUUCAUCAACCACUUGGAAUCCCACCUAGGCUUCCAGAUUAAAGAUAUGAAUAAAUUUCCAAUAGAACAGCAGACAAAGGUCGAGCCUGAACUGCCAAAGGCCAUAGGCGUGAAGGCAAUCGAAGGGCCGUCCGUGGAUGAAGAGGGUGACUCCAAGUUCAAAUGUAAACUGUGCAGUCGGACUUUUGCCAGCAACCACGCUGUAAAACUUCACUUAAGUAAAACUCACAGCAAAUCCCCUGAAAACCAUUCACAGUUUGUUGAGAUGGAUAAAGAAUAACAUUGUCAGUAA